This is a messenger RNA of Penicillium waksmanii, 216 nucleotides long. RefSeq lists its product as uncharacterized. The transcript has a single exon. Bases 1 to 216 code for a protein of 71 amino acids. The record is from RefSeq and is a predicted model, not a curated record. NCBI's taxonomy places the organism in Eukaryota, Fungi, Ascomycota, Eurotiomycetes, Eurotiales, Aspergillaceae.
AUGGUCGUGCAUCGGAUUCCCACAGAGAAUUUCGAUCUGGAAACCUAUAACGCCCGAGCGAUGGAGAAAGGUAUCGCAGAGAACGAUCUGACAGAACGGAGCUACCACAUUGAGGAGGUAGCAUGGCUCAGGAGAGCGGACAAGGCCUUCGGGAAGUUUGCUUCACUUGGGGUCUGGUUCGACUCUGCUGCGGGAGCGGAACACGUCCUUAACUAG